ACUUUUUGCAGGGUGUGUGGCUUGAAACUGUUCAAACGGCUUUUGUCAGUUUGAAUUUCGCGGACGAGUCCCAUCCGCCUCCCCUUUUGUGUUUAUUUCAAUUUUCAGAGGUUGGAGGCGGCCGGGACUUUGCUAGCUUGUGGGCGAGGCAGUUGAGUCGCGUCGUUGUUCUGAGUGUUUCGCGUCUCAGCGAGUUUAUAUUUUAGGGAGAAGUGUUCAGGCCUAAGAGUGACUUCUAUAAGGCUAUCUAAUAUUUUAGUUGAGACUCUGUCAACAUGGAGGAGGAUUCACUAUGUGAUAAAGUUGAAAAUGUAAUUGGCUGCUUUGUGGAAGAUGCAGUAACAUUUUGGGCCCAGAACAUGAAUAGACAUCGCGACAUGUUGGACAUCACCUGUGCUCUAACUGAAAUUUGUCCUCAAGCCAACUCAGUUUUUGGUAAUCCUGAUCUUUCCAAGGUUUAUGGUGGGUGCUUUUCUGAAGAUAAAUGCUGGUACAGAUGUAAAGUGCUACAGGUUAUCAAUCAUGAAAAGUGUCAGGUAUUAUAUAUCGAUUAUGGGAACUACGAGACUCUUAACCGGUCACAAAUAGUAGAAAUACCUGCGAACUUGCAGUUUCCUAGUGUGGCCAAAAAAUACAGAUUGUGGGGAUUACAGAUUUCAGUUAAUCAAGAUUUGAAUCAGUUUGACCAGGGGAAGAAGUUCCUGAAUAGCUUGAUUUUUGAAAAAGAAGUGAAAAUAAGGUGGAAAGACGUAUGUGAUGAUGGUACCGUUCUUGCCCUGGCAGAAUAUGGUGUACUAAAUAUUGGGGAAGAAAUGGUUAAGAAAGGAUUUGCUGAAAGAUCCAGGUGUCCUAUAAGCAGCAAUACAUCUCAGUUGAGGAAUGCAAAAACAACACCUUCACUGAGGUCAAACAGAGCUACCCCUCCAGCAAGCAGUAGAGUUAAAGGGGGAACUGGUGAUAUGCCUCUGAACAGUUGCAAUGAGAAUAAUACUGCAAAUCAUGUACCGUUUAUCAAGGAAAAAAUGAUGGCUUGUGAUCUGAACAAAACAUCGAACAUUAGCCUGGCAAAAAUCAAACAAGAGCAAAAGAUUAUAGAGGAGAAUCUAAGGCUGAAAGAAGAGAAUCAGAAUCUUAAAUCAACGGUUGAUAAGCUGAACUGUGAACUGGAGGCAAAGGAGAAAACUCAUAAGGAAACAUUGUCUACAUAUGUUGGAGCUAUUAUGAGAAAUUUGGCUGUGAAGUUUGAGAAGCUCAAAGACAUUAGGCAUGCUGCUAUGAGUGAUUGCCUUGAAGAAGACCUUUCAGAAGCUGUAAAAGCAGUAACAGAAGAAUGUCUCGCUGUUCCUCCCUCUUUGGAAAACUUGGAGAAGAUUUGGGCAGAAUAUAACACUGCUCAGGAGGAAAUACGCUCAUGCAAAUAUAAGGAUGAAGUACAAAACUUGAUUCUUCAAAGAAAUGAAAUGCAGCAGAAGUUAUACUGUGCAGUAAAAGAAUUCAUUGUGGAAGUAGACAAGUUGCCCAUUUCUGAACGUCUAGAAACUUUACAGAGAUCGCAAGAGUAUUUGGAGGCUGUGUAUGGAGAAGCUCAUGAAGGAGAGAGUUCUGAGAGAGUGUUUGAGGAGUUCUUUGAAUGGAAAUGCAUUAAGAUGGAGGAAUUAAACCGUGUCAGAAGUGCUUCAGAUGCCUCUCUGCAAGAUUUUGUAACUUGCUUCAACAGGAUAAUUACGUUCUUUGACAUAACAUCAGAAACACUUUUGAAAUCUGAAGAUUCCAUUUUCAACAUGGAUGAUGUUCUCAAGAGGGUUGACUUGGGUAUUUCUCAAGAACUGGAUGCUUCCUUGGUAGAGCAAGAUGAAGCUGAUAAACAAAUAAUCUUGACUGUGUACAAUGCAGUAAUACAGAGGAUCCACCAAGAGCAACAUCUCCUGAAUACAGUGUAUCACAGAUAUCGGGACAGUGUUGAGUUCAAAGCACAGAUUGUGGCGUGGCUGGAUCAAAGUCCCAACAUUGAUGAUUUGUUACUGGUUAAGAAGAGAUUGAAAAACAAAAAGGCCCAGCUAAGGUGGAAGCUGGUUGAGAAGAGCAACUUGGAAGAAUCUGAGGAUUACAGUGAGUCUGAAAUGGCGAAAAUAAAAGACGAAAUUGCUGGACUACGUAAUAAUAUCUUUCAGGAUAUAUACCAAGAACAAGAAGAAUAUGAGAAGCUUAAUCACCUGGUGCACAGAUGGUUCCCUGAGCUGCCACUCCUUCAUCCAGAAGCAGGAAUUCUGAAGUAUAUGAACUCAAAAGGCCUUCUCACAGUCAGUUUGGAGCGUGAUCUUUUAGAUGCUGAACCAAUGAAGGAACUAAGCACAAAACACUCUCUAGUUUGCUCUGAGUUUCAAGGGCAGAAAGUCCUCCUAAAGGGUUAUGUUGUAGAUAUUAAUACAGAAACAGGAGUGAUUAAAAGAGCAGCGGAGUAUCACAAAGCCUGGAGAGAAUUAAAGGAGGAAUCUGGUUUAAUGCAUCUCAUGUUCCUGUUCUUAGGCAGGUAUGAGCCAUUGGCAUAUAUAAUGGUCCCAUAUUAUGCUGGAGCAAGUCUGGGUGCAUUGCAGAGAAGCAUUCCUUUAACUCCAGACGAGAUCUUGAAAGUAAUGAAAGGAGUAGCCAGAGGUCUGCAUACGUUACAUUCAGCAAAUGUGGUACAUGGCUCGCUGCAUGAAAGCAAUGUGUUUGCUGUAAACCGGGAGCAAGGAAUUGUUGGAGACUUCGAUUUCAGCAAAACAGUGGAUCAGCGUGUUUCAGUGAAUUAUGUGCUAACAAAUGGUUUGAGUUUAACUUCUCCUGAAAUAAAAAGUGGAAAGCCACCAUCUCCAGCUUCAGAUAUGUAUGCUUAUGGCUGUUUACUUUACUGGUUGUUUGUUGGGAACCUGGAGUUAAAAAGAAACAGUGAUGGAACUCCCCAGAUGGAUGAGAAUAAUCUGGACGAUAAGAUUAGAUCUCUGCUUUUGGCUCUCCUCUGCUGUGACAAUCGAAUGACCUCCGAGCAGGUCCUGCAGGAUGACUGUUUCCUGCUGCCUUCCUCAAGCCCAGUUCCACCAGAUGAACCAGAAGUUGAACCAGCUGAAUGUGGAAGUGGAGGAGAGAGUGCAGAUACUGGAAUAGGAUCUGGUGACUUGCUGGGUAGUGAGCCAGAACCUUCUUCAGAGACUGCAGCGCUAGAUAUUGACUAGUGUUAGGAUACUAAGUCAAAUGUGGCCAGCUUAACCAGAUUUUUGGAGAGAAAUUAUUCUCUAUUUUGGAACACUGAAACAAAAAGUACAACCACCUCUGUCUUAUUGACAGAAUGUACUUGAACUGCAGUUGUCUUAAGAGUUGUAUAUAUACAUUUGUUUCCUACUUUGGACUUGGCACUUACAUUUUAAAACAGAUUUAGAAUGUUCUUGUUUAGGUUAUGUCCAAGCUGGAGUUAUGGCUCCAAUUCCGGUUUUGCUGCUGUCAACUAUUUCUUUCACUUGUUUCCCACAUUAUAUUCUUGUUUUUACAGCAAGCAAUUUCUCCAAAUUCUUUGAAAGUUCCAUUAGAGUUAGUUUGCUCAGGAAGAAGCUACAGCUCAGCUUAUGCCACUCUGGUUGAUAAAUCCUUCUAAAAGACUUCCUCACGUUGUGUUUUUUCAGGGUUGCCAGUGUGUUACCUGAUUAGCCAAAUCUGAAAUACUGUUCUGAAAUAUAAACCCUGAGAAUACUGGCAAAAGAAAACAUCAAAAUCCAGAAGAGUGCUUUGUGGCAAGUUGGGCUUACAUUUUGACCUUUGUGACUGAAAUGCUGAAUAAAUUUUUUGCCCAAAAACCACAGGCAAAAUGUUCAAUCUUUUAUCAGCCUGAGGGGUGUUCACACUCAUUAGGCAGUGGUUUGAAUGAAACCUUGAAGCAAGUCUAUGUGAUUACACCAUUUAGCCAUUAGGUGGUGCACUUGACUUAAAACUCAUGAGUAUAACUGCUAGCAGCAACCUUAUGGUCAGGAUUGUGUGCUGCAGCUUGUAACACUGAUUCAAGUACGUCAUUGCCAUGAAAAAAAUGUAUGAUGUGUGACUUUUAUAUUGGGAAGGGACUAUUUCUAAGUUGAUAAAACAGAUUAUGUUGUUCCAGGUGCAAACUAUAGAACUCUGCCAUAUUUCAUGGAUAAAUGUUUACUUUUCUCUAACUGUUCUUGGUUGUCUGUUCCCUUUUCUUUUCUGUAAGAAGACUACAGAAUUUUAUUUUAGAUGUUUAUAUGUCUAAUAAAUAAUAGCAGUGCAAAACA
This is a messenger RNA of Sphaerodactylus townsendi, 4280 nucleotides long. RefSeq names its product serine/threonine kinase 31 (gene STK31). Bases 276 to 3212 code for a protein of 978 amino acids. Gene Ontology annotation, biological process: protein phosphorylation. The record is from RefSeq and is a predicted model, not a curated record. NCBI's taxonomy places the organism in Eukaryota, Metazoa, Chordata, Lepidosauria, Squamata, Sphaerodactylidae. Gene Ontology annotation, molecular function: ATP binding; protein kinase activity. The transcript is spliced from 24 exons.